Molecule: messenger RNA, 613 nt
Organism: Cucumis sativus (cucumber)
Lineage: Eukaryota; Viridiplantae; Streptophyta; Magnoliopsida; Cucurbitales; Cucurbitaceae
Exons: 3
Coding region: 95-391 (98 amino acids)
Source: RefSeq, a predicted model, not a curated record
AUGGGGUAUUCCAUGGCGGUAGAUAUUAGAUAAGCCGAUAGAACUGAAAACCUGAAAGUUCUGAGAAGCCAAAGCGAGAGAGAGAGACGAACAAAUGGAGAAGUACUUCGGCAAUCCUUACAGAGGCGACCCUGGAGUUCCACACUCCGACCCAGGUAGUUUUGUCAACAUUUGGAUUGGAGCCGCCGCGUUUUCUACUAUUUCAUGGUUUAAUCCCUACAUAUGGCAUAUCUCCAAUCAAUUCAAUUGGCAUGACAAAGCGUUUUUGUUUGAGCAAUAUCACUGGAAAAGGGCUCGUGAAAAGAAUAAGCCUUACCAGUUCACGUGGAAUAAGAUGGACAGGGAACUCCGGGAUUCCUAUUAUUUCAACAUGCCUAUUUUCUUUCCUUAGGUUUUCUGAUUAUGUAAGGAAACUGUUGCGUGACUGCUUAGUUAUUUUCUUCGUUUGGGUGGCAAAGACAGAUUACUAUUACACCAAAACUUGAAGGGUUAUGAAUGUGUAUUUCUUUUGGCUCAUUAUUCAAACGGCAUGUCAUGUGGUCAUUCUAUACUGUAGUAAUGAUUUUGACAUUGGAAAAAUCGCACCAAAUACCUUUUCCUGUUAUAUGAUAAA